This is a messenger RNA of Adineta ricciae, 606 nucleotides long. The record is from the annotation of a GenBank genome assembly. Lineage: Eukaryota; Metazoa; Rotifera; Eurotatoria; Adinetida; Adinetidae.
AUGAAUAAAGCACCAGAUUGGUCUAUUUCACAAAAAGUGAACGAUCAGAAGGAAAAUGAUUACCCAUCUGAUGAUCAUCGGGCUAACAAAGAAAUCGUUGAAAUAAGUACGAUUAGCUUUGCUCUCGCUAUAAUCUGUGAUUAUACAUUUGAUGUAUGUUCUCCGGCUACUAUCGGUGAAAAACGAAAGCUGGAAUCAAUUAAUCGUAAUAUAGGCAACAAUGAAGAAAACGAAUUAAUAUUAUUGAAGAAAUGGUGGGUUGAAUUGAAAGAUCGAAUUGCCCUAUUGGAGAAAUCAUGUUUAUCAAUUCCAUCGGACGUUAACAUUCAACAAUUCUUCGACGACGUUCUACCGAGUUUCAGUAACAAGAAUCAUGACGAUACCACAAUGAAUGCUAGUGAUCUUGUUAUGGGUGUCGACAGUGAAGCCGUCGGUGAAACUGAUACUGGUUCUUCAGCAUCGAAUCCUGGAAAUGUUAGUGAUCCGGUUUCAUAUGUUUGUGAUCAACGGAAAGUUUGUCACUUACCGUUAUUGCCUAUCGACGACAAGAUGCUUUCUUCGUUGAACAAAAGAAAACACGACGUGUACGACGCGCUCGAUUAUUAA